UAACAGCUGGGAGGCUGGAGCUCCAGUGGAGAAGCAACACGGUGGAGCGUACGGUGCGACCAGAUGAACAUGUUCUGACAAUGAACGCAGAGAAAACCGGAGAAAACAGCCAGAGAAAAUACCCAGCGCGCUGUAAAUGAAACACCAGACCACGGCUUAGCAGUAGAAAUCAAUGGUACAGAAAGGCAUGUCCAGGACGCCUUCCACCUCCACACAGGAAAUCCAGAUGGACAUGUUCGACCACCACGGAUCCCACUCGCAGGGGAAGUACGCUAAAAGGAAGAGUCGCUUCAAGCGUUCAGAUGGAAGCACGUCUUCAGACACGACCUCAAACAGCUUCGUCCGGCAGGGCUCGGCGGACUCCUACACCAGUCGUCCCUCAGAUUCUGACGUGUCUCUGGAGGAGGAUCCUGAGGCCCUGAGGAAAGAGGCUGACAGACAAGCUCUAGCUACACUUGAGAAAGCAAAGACUAAGCCAGUUGCGUUUGCCGUGAGGACUAACGUUGGUUAUAAUGCGGGUCCUAACGAUGAUGUUCCAGUGCAGGGCAUGGCCAUUUCAUUUGAAGCCAAAGAUUUCCUGCACAUCAAAGAGAAGUAUAAUAACGAUUGGUGGAUAGGCCGCCUGGUGAAGGAGGGUUGUGAGGUGGGUUUCAUCCCCAGUCCAGUAAAGCUGGAGAGCACUCGUCAGCUGCAGGAGCAGAGGAGUAGACAGAAUCGCCUCAGCUCCAGUAAGUCUGGUGGGAGCUCCAGUCUGGAUGUUGCCUCAGGAACCCGCAGGCCCACCCCACCUGGAACAGCUGAUAUGUCCUCCGCACUUUACGAUGACUCGUCGGAUUUGGAAGCUGAGGAGGCGGAGCCUGCUGACACACGUGACCGCAAGGGCGUGGCUGGCAGUGUCACCUCCCCUCAGGGAAACGUACCCCGUCUGCCCUUCUUUAAGAAGAUGGAACAUGUUCCUCCCUAUGACGUGGUGCCUUCUAUGAGACCCAUCAUCCUGGUGGGGCCGUCACUUAAAGGCUAUGAGGUGACUGACAUGAUGCAGAAAGCUCUCUUUGACUUCUUGAAACACAAGUUUGAGGGCAGAAUAUCCAUCACCAGAGUGACUGCAGACAUUUCGCUUGCCAAACGUUCUGUCCUGAACAACCCCAGUAAACACACCAUCAUCGAGCGCUCCAGUACCAGAUCCAGUUUGGCCGAGGUGCAGAGUGAGAUAGAGAGAAUUUUCGAGUUGGCUCGGACUCUGCAGCUGGUGGCUCUGGACGCCGACACCAUUAACCAUCCCUCUCAACUUGCCAAAACAUCUCUGGCUCCUAUUAUAGUCUACAUUAAGAUCGCAUCACCAAAGGUAUUGCAAAGGCUGAUAAAGUCCAGAGGUAAAUCUCAGGCCAAACAUCUGAAUGUGCAAAUGGUGGCAGCAGACAAACUCGCACAGUGCCCCCCUGAGCUCUUUGACAUCAUCUUAGACGAAAAUCAGCUGGAGGACGCAUGCGAGCACCUGGCUGACUAUCUGGAGGCGUACUGGAAGGCCACGCACCCACCCAGCAGCAACCCCCCCAACCCCCUGCUGAACCGCACCAUGGCCACAGCGGCGCUGGCCGCCUCCCCCGAGCCUGUCUCCAACCUGCAGGUACAGGUGCUCACCUCACUGCGCCGCAACUUGGAGCUCCUGGACGGCUCCGCCCCCGGGCGGGAGGGCCAAGUAGAGGAGCACGCCCUCUAAUAACAUGCACACAAAGCAAGCAAGUGGGGGGGAGGUGCUGGAGCUGGAGGACUGCUCUCCUCCCUCAGCGACGUGAAGAUAAAGUACAUGAUGAAGAAAAGUACACACAGCUGCUCAACAGAUCUAAUCUAAAUCUACAAGCACAACUUUUUUUAUUCAUCUCAUAGAAUCUGUGCACGUUUGUUGCCCGCCCAUCUCCCUAGACCCCCCCCCCCAACCCCACUCUACACCACCCACCUCCUUCCUAAAGGACACGUACACACAAACACAUACACCUAUAAACAACCAGCUCCCUGUCUGCCCCUCCCCCUCACCACCCCCCGCCCGCUCCACCCCAGCAGUCGCUGCUCUGCCUGGGCGCUCCAGUGGUCCUUUGUCGUCUGGGCAACGUAGGCUAAGAUCCCUGCCCCUUUUAGUGUUGCCAUGGCACCCGCCUGGCUAAACAAGCUCACCUCUUUACCAUAUUAACACCAUGCUUUCAUCCUAAUCCAGUGAGAGAGUGUGGACACUAAUGUUGUUUACACAGGUUAAAUUGCUGUGUGUGUGUCUCUGUGAGUGUGUGUUUGUGGGUUUUGACUGCAGAUUCAACAUAGAAAAGAUGGGCAUAUGCCCAGUCUCCACCUUAUCAGUUGUUAAGGAGACCAGAGUGCUGUAGUCAUGGUUGCAAGAUAGAUAGAAGCAAAUCACUCGAUAAUGAUCAAGAGAUCAAAAAAAAAAAAAGAGAUGAACACCCAAUUGUAAGCACAGUCUGUUUAAGAACAACAUACAGAAGAAAUAUUCAGCUUUUUAAGAAACUAUAUACACAGACCAAUAAGACAACAACUGGCACACUGGGCCCCUUUGGCUGAAAUAACACAACUAAAAUCCCUCUAGAGUUGCAAAAAAAUGAGACCAAGUUCUCUAUUAGUGGCUCAGGUAGAAUGUUAUACUAUACUCAACAACCGGGGUAUUGGCACAAGCGUCUCAAGUCGAUCGCAACAUUAUACUUGGAAACCAGGAUGUUGGCACAGCAGCUUGGGCCGAUUCCUUUUUUUAUACUUAGCAACCGAGGGGUUGGCACAAGUGCUUCAGGCUAAGUUCCAUAUUAUUGUCAAAAAAUUUGGGUGUUGUCACAAAUGGCUCAGACCGAAUCCUUUGUUAUUCUCGGCAACCAGGGUAUUGGCACAAGCAGAUUUAGCCAAUUAACAUAUUAUACCCAGCAACCGAGAUUCUGGCAAAAACGUUUCGGGUCAAUUCCCAUUUUAUACCCGCCAAACGAGGUGCUUCAGGCUGAUUUCCAUAUUAUUCUCAACAAUUUGGUUGUUGGCACAUAUGGCUCAGACCGAUUCCUUGUUAUUCUCAGCAACCAGGGUUUUGGUAUAAGCAGAUUCAGCACAUUCCCACAUUAUACUCAGCAACUGGGGCAUUGGCACAAGCUGUUCGGGUCAAUUCCCAUAUUAUACUUGCCUAACGAUGUGUUGGCACAAGCAGCUCGAGCCAUUUCCCAUAUUAUUCUCAGCAACUGGGGCAUUGGCACAAGUGGCUCAAGUUAAUUCCCAUAUUAUAUAAAAAUAUAUAUUAUAUAAUGGGUGCCCUUCUGAGUUCCCAAUAGAAAAGGUUGCCAUUAUUAAGUGCCUUUUAUUCCACCCUAAAAAGUGCCUUCUAUUUUCAAAAGCUAUGUUUAAAAGACUAUAUAUUGACAAAAUAUAUAAAAAUGUUCAAUGUAAUCAUCUAUGUAAGAUUCUAGCUCUAGAAAUUGAGACCCCAUGUUGUUCAGUCUGCCACUGACUGAGAGUUCCUGCUGGACACCAUUUACAUUUCACCUUACAUGAUACUCUCGUCUUAGACAGUAGAGGGCAGUAACACACAGCAAGUCAGCUGAAUCUGUGCUUGUUUCUCUUUUUAUAUCAGUAGGCAAACAAAAUUUAGGCUUCGGCACAGGGCUCUGGCUCUGGUCAUCACAGGGGUCCAGUAUUAAGUUAUUACAAAUUAAGAAAUAGCAUAAAAAACUGGACUAACUUGUCCAGUACUGAUGUAGAAACAGAUUUUCAUUCCAGUCACGCAGCAUGCAGGAACAACCCUAUGUUGCAAAUCAAGUGGUUGAAGUCUAAUCCCAGCUGAUUAAAGUACUGGAAUCAGGAGAGCUUCUGCCUGAUUGGAAUAAAAGCCUUUAGCCAUGCAGGCAGUUAUUUAUAAGAUUGAUGCAUGAUUGAUUGGUAUGUGCUUGUUUUGCAAGGAAAAUUGUUUCAGAGCAAACUUUUGUUUUUUUGUAAGUUUUAGUUAUCAAAUAAGACCUUGAGGACUCCUAAGUGGUUUAGAUUUUUAUUUCAACACAGAGGCAAUGUUCACAUGGCAGAUAAAUCUGAUUUGUUUUUUAGUGUUCACACCACUUUCUUUUCAUCUGAACAGUUCAGUCCCCUAAAUCAACUUUUUGCUUGUGCAAAAAGCAACGCUUUAUGUAAAGUUUUCCAAUCUGGCUGUUCUGUGUUCACAUAUGAAAGUGGUCUAAAAUGGAAUUUACAAUUUCAGAUGUAUUCUCAGAUCACCUAUGAUGAAAGCAUUAUGCUUUAGACCACUUUUACCUGCUGUGUGAAUGUAGAGAGUAAGUUAAUUAAACAAUUGUAUGUUAUAAAAUACCAACAGAUAACUUUAAACCUGCCCCACUAAACUCUCCAUACAGCCAUCUGUUUCUGCUAUCACAUCUAAAGGUCUUAACGUGCUACAUAAAUUAAGAUAUUGUGCAUUAAAUCAGCUUAAAUCAUAUUUUUUUCUUUAAAGAUAAUCCCAAACCCUGAAAGUGAAAGUGUCACUACUGAGAUAGCUCUAUUAACUGUAGUAUGACCUAACCUUAAUGUUGAGUGCUCUUUUUUUUUUAGUGUUCACAUCACUUUCUUUCGUCUCAACAGUUCAGGCACCUAAUUCCAUUUUUUUUGUUUGUGCAAAAGAGUAAUGCUUUAUGACUAAUGCAUUUUUCAAUUUAGUUGGCAGUUCUGUGUUUAUCACAUAUGAAAGUGGCCUAAAAUGUAAUUAAAUAUAAUCUCAGAUUCAUACUCACCUAAUUACCUAUGAUGAAAUCAGUCUGAUUUGGGCCACUUAUACCUGCAGUAUGAAUGUAGCCGUAAGAAUAGAUCAAUAGAGUGAAGUUAAAUAAACAAUUGUAUGUGUGUAUGUUUAAAUGCCAACAGAAAACUUUAAACCUGCCCCACUAGACUCUCCAUACAGUAAUCUGUUUCUGCUGUCACGUCUAAAUGUCUAAACUUGCUACAUAAAUUAAGAUAUUGUGCAUUAAAAGUAGUUUAAAUCAUAUUUUUUUCUUUAAAGUUAAUCCCAAACUCUGAAAGUGAAUGUAUCACUCCUGAGAUACUCUAUUAUCUUUAGUACAGCCUUUAGUACAGUUUAACACAUGACUGCAUAUAAUAUCACCUUUAUUAUACAAAUACAGUCAUAGACUACAGACUUUUCACUUAAACCUAACCUUAAUUUUGAGUGGUCUUUUUUAUCUGAACAGUUCAGUCAUCUAGAUUGAUUUUUGCUUGUACAAAAAGCAAGGCAUUAUCUGAAGUUGUGUUUACUCUUCUCCAUUUAUCCAAUCUGGCUGUUCUGUGUUUAUCACAAAUGAAAGUGGCCUAAAAUGUAAUUUAAAAUCUCAGAUUUAUACUCACCUGAUUACCUAUGAUGAAAUCAGUCUGCUUUGGGCCACUUAUACCUGCAGUAUGAAUGUAGCCAUAAGAAUAGAUCAAUAGAGUGAAGUUAAAUAAACAAUUGUAUGUGUUUAAAUGCCAACAGGCAACUUUAAAACUGCCCCACUACAUACAGUCAUCUAUUUCUGCUGUCACAUCUAAAAGUCAUAUAUUUUUUCUUCUUUAAAGUUAAUCCCAAAUGUCACUACUUAGAUAGCUCUAUUAACUGUAAUAUGGCCUCAGUUUAACCCCUGACUGCAUAUAAUAUCACCUUUAUUAUGUAAAUACAGUCAGACUGAUUUGAAGGUAUAGACGUAUGCCCCUAAAUAGUCUCAUCCUAAUUAGAUGGCCUUGAAACAUUUCGGUGUCUAGGAAACCUAAUUAUGAAAACCAUUUGAAAGUGAAACAGAGCUAACAAUUACCGAGUGUUGACAGAUCUGAUUAUAUUGUGGUAUAUUUAACUCAGGUAUCACCUGUCAGCUGGAAAAUCCAUUUCUUCCCUGUAGUAGUCACUGUGGCAUUGGCUGUAGUUACUUCCAGUCACAUGACUAGAAGGAACAGAUCAUGCUGCAGAUCUCAUGGUUUAUCUUUAACCACCAUGUGCAUAAAGUGUGACCUUCUUGCAGUGGUAUACAGUACUUUCCUGGCAUGCCAGAAAUUGUCCAUACAGGAUAAUAUACUGUUUAUUAAAUGUAAAUUAGGGUUAGGGUUAGGGUUUAUUUAAAAAAAAGUGAAGAACCUGUUUUCUGAACUACCUGCUCUGUUAACAGUAAACACCUAAUGAAUCAUAUGCUGACACAGCAUUCAGUACCUAGCAAAGUAAAUAGAAAUAGCACUCAAAGGUUUUCUUUAAGCCUUGCUUUUGACCAGAUUGACAGAAAUGGAACAACAAAAUCUUAAAAAAUAUCAAAAAAAUAAAAAAAAUGUAGGAAUACAAUGUAUUUACAUUAAAGGAGAACUCUGGUGUAAAAUGGACUUUUGGUGUAGUAAAACAUGGUAAAAAAAAAAA
Messenger RNA from Astyanax mexicanus (Mexican tetra), 6388 nucleotides. RefSeq names its product calcium channel, voltage-dependent, beta 1 subunit (gene cacnb1). Gene Ontology annotation, biological process: neuromuscular junction development; chemical synaptic transmission; regulation of voltage-gated calcium channel activity. Gene Ontology annotation, cellular component: voltage-gated calcium channel complex. Bases 173 to 1720 code for a protein of 515 amino acids. Gene Ontology annotation, molecular function: protein binding; high voltage-gated calcium channel activity. The record is from RefSeq and is a predicted model, not a curated record. NCBI's taxonomy places the organism in Eukaryota, Metazoa, Chordata, Actinopteri, Characiformes, Acestrorhamphidae. The transcript is spliced from 13 exons.